GCUGAACCACGGACGGAUGGAUGAUCGGGGAGUGAUUAUUUGAUAAGAAAAGAAACAAUAAAAAGCUUUAGGAAAUGCAAUUAAGGCUGGGAUUGUUAUAUCCCUAUUACAGUGUAAAAUGUGAAAUAUAUCAGUGAUUGAUUAUCCUACUACAAUGGAUAAUAUCACCGGAUUCGUAGACGACCCUGUGGCCCAAAGAUGGAACUCAUCCCUGGACAGCUUCAGUCAUAUCCCAAUAGACCAGAAUCUUAUUCUGUUGCUGGUGUCCCUGAUAUCGGCGAUGGCAUGGAUCGUUUAUAUAACUUACUACAACAGUCGCGUGCUCGGCUACAUAUUGACGAGGCUAAUAAACAAAUUUUAUUUCCAAGAUGAAAACUUCAAAAUUGGUUCCUUUACACUCAAUGCGCUGUCUGGCAAGAUUAUGUUUCGGGACAUUGUGUACAUCAACUAUGACUACACGCUUCGUAUUCAAGACGGCUACUUGAUAUUCCGAUGGUGGCGCUCGUAUGUGCCCAAAGAUGUUUCUGAAGAUUUAUCUCAUUCCGACACGCGGCUCUCUAUAAUGCUGAACGGUUUCGAACUCCACUUCUACAACAGAUGCGACCUCUACAACGAGCUCGAGAAGACCUUCGGGCUCGAGCCCGUCAUCAAGCAGCAGGACGACGGCGACUGCGCCGACCGCGACAAGGCCAUGAACGACGCCAACGAGAAGCGGCGCCGCGCGCAGGACACCGUGCGCUCCGAGGCCGCCAUGGCGCGCACCUGGCGCGACCUCAUCCCCGUCAUCAAGCUGGACGUCUGCUCCGGCCGCGUGGUGUUCGGCAACCGCCUCGUGCCCACCACGCUCUCCAUCAGCGUGGAGGAGGCGCACCUGGUCUACAGCACCAAGCCGCCCGCCUCCAGCCUCGACCACCUCAUGCACUUCGUCAAAGCCAAAGCCGAGAACUGCAAAGUCAUACUCGCGCCCAGUCCCAACUACACCGCCAUGGUCGACGAACCCCCCAGGUACAUGGGCGAGGGUUUCGUCGUUAUGAGUUCCAAUUACAUAGAGGUCUACUUUUAUAUGGACGAGCCCGGCCUGGUCCCCGAGCGGCCGGUGCUCCUUCAGCUGGCCAACGGCGACAUCGUCGAGUCCGCCCCUCCCAUCUGGGGCGUCGACAUAAAGUGCGGGAAGGGCACCGACUUCAGCUACGGCCCGUGGGCGGACAGGCAGAGGGACCAUUUGUUCAAAUUUUUUUUCCCACCGAAUUAUAAAAACUUGGAGGUGACGCCGCAGCCGAAACCCGGCGACCGAAGACAGAUGCAGUCUUUCGAUAUACGACUGUCGACGCUCAACGAGGCCACCAUAGAUAUUCUGUUCACAAAAAAUAAGGAGACCAACGCUGUGCACAUCAACAUCGGCGCGGGCUCGUACCUGGAGGUGACGCUGCCGUGGAUCGUGCUCCAGGACGGGUACACGACCAAGAUCACGGGCCAGCUCCUCCAUCUCGAAGCCACGACGAGUCUCCAAUACAGAAGUUUAGCUGAGAGUGAAACGCUGGAGUACACGGUCAAGUGCCACUAUCCUCUGGUGUGGAAUCACCACCAGUGCUGGCAGCUCGGCCUGACGGGUUGUAAAGCGACGGUCAAUCUUGUAUACACCCACAUUGACUUCUUUCAAGACCUGAUCAACGACUGGGCCAGCAAGGCGCGCCCGGAUAUCCUCCACUUUGUUCCUUACACAUGGAAAAUUUCCCUCUUGCUGAAAGAGUGCGAAGUUGUGACGGUGAGCAAUCAGUACAACUGGAUAGACUGCAGUUCUACCAACCAAGAGAACAAUCACGUGGCGUUCUGUGGCGACCUCCUGGACGUGUCGUUUGAUUUGCCAUUUAUCGAUUUCUUGCCUGAUGUGAUACCCCUAAAGAUAUGGAUACAAGGCGAAGCCGUCGAUAUGAGCCUGUACUUGCCAGAAGUGAACACGUCCAGGUUGCUUUUGCUGUCUAUUGACAAAAAUAUGAAAUUGGUACCGUGCAGAUUAAAAGCGUCGAAGUGGCGAAGAAAAUGCGUUAAAUCUCAGGGCUGGGUGGACUGUUGGUCCGUGCCUAUCGUGGCUCUGAGCGUCCGGUACAACUACCACCCGAUCCCACCUCUCGGCCCCGAGCCUCAGGCUGAUAUCACGACUCCAGAGAAAGAAGAGAUUCUCUUGUCCCCCAUGAGGAUACCAAGAAUGAGGAAACAACCUCAAAUAAGUUGGCCCUUAGAUGGCAACAAAUUCGACAGAACAUCUCUUCCCCCCGACAAAGUGAGUGUCGAGCUUGAAGUGGGACCAUCCAUAUUGCUAGCGUAUGGAACCAUCAUUACAAGUUUCAUGAACUUACUUGAAAACAUAUUUGGAGAGGAUCAGACUUUCACAGACAUGCAGAAGUCGCCCAAUACGGACACAUUUCACUGGUCCAAUGAGCAUACUACUAAAGUGAAUGACAAAAGUAGUAUCAAUCAAAAUGCAGACAUAUCAUUUGAUGACUCCACAGACGAAAACAAGGGUCCAUUCGAUCCAAGAAAGUGUAGGCCUUUAGAUGUGACAGUGUCGAUUAUAAUUCACGACAUUCAAGCACACUUAGUAAAAAAUUGUAGCGAGAACGAACCUCCGUGUCCCGUGAUUUUAAUAGAAAGAUUUGGAUUUGAGAUGGACAAAAGCUUUAGAGAGACAAAAUUACAACUAUUGUUGAGCCCUUCGAUAUUGGUGUCAGCGAAUAAUUUGUCUAGGACGAAUCCCGUCAAUUCCGGGGCGCUCUACCAGGGACACCUGAUGCUGUCCUCAUUCCAACUGCGGGGCAACGGUUUUUUCAGCGAUGCCAAUCGCUCAGUCGAAGAAGACACCGUCGAAUAUGCCUGGAUGAUGGAACUUCAGCUGGGUCAACUAACAGGUCGUUUGACGCUACCUCAACUAUAUCAAAUAAUUUCUUCAUUAGAAACGUUUUUGCUACUAAUAUGUGACAGCGAAAAUGAGCUGAUUCCGCCGAACCCUGUCAAGCACUGUCAUCACGGCUUCAACACAGUCAUGUGUCCCGAGACUGACGGGAUAUUGAAGUAUCGAUGCCCAACUCCAAAUGAAAUCAAAUACAAGAUGAUUCGAGUGGCGAUUGAUUUAAUCGAUAUCUAUAUCGCCGAUUCAAACACCACAUUCCAGACGUGGCUUUCCCCGGUUAGACUGAGUUAUUGUAACCUUCACGGUUCUGGUUUCGGAACUGGUGUUACGGGGCUGUUGCCUAACAUAAAACUAGCUCUCUACACGCAAACUAAUCUGCAAACUAACGCCCAUCACCACUCCAAUGGCAGCAAUAGCAGCCAAAACAAACCGCCCGAUGGAGAAAACUGGGUAGGAGUAGGCUCUGCCUCGCUCGGUCCACUGUUGAUUGAAGCUGCAUCGUCAUUGCCUCAGAGCCCCAAAAACAUCCAUUUAGUACAGCAAAAGUUUCUAAAACUUCACGAUGACAAAACUAAACGGCUAUGGUUCCUGUGGCCCAACGAAGGGAAAUCGUCGCAAUGCGGCUGCACGGGGGGCUGCGCUUUCUUCGGUUCCAAUCGAAAUGGGCCUAACUUCUUGAAGCCGAGUCCUGCUGAUCUCAACGAGGGCAUCAAUAUCGCUAUGUUCAACGUUAUUGAAACCACCCCCGGAGAGUAUGGAUAUGGUCAAAGUCUAUUACACCCAGGACAGCUCGUAUUUCAUACGCCGCCCUAUAAUAGUCUAAAUGUCUGCCUGCAACCCACCAAUGUUGCAACUUUGAUUCCGUCGCCUUUACCUCAGACCCUAAACAAAUCGCCGCAAAGCGUGGAACGGCGAAGUUUGACACGAAGAUUUUCUUACACAAGCAUGGGUAAAGGUAGCACCAAUAUUCUAGUUUCGAGCACAAAGAGCGACGUACCGUACGCUCGCCUCGUGGACUCCUCAGUGCCCCUGGGCAGUACCAAAAUCGAUAGCGACUCUAAGCUAAACAAGACUAUACUGAAUGUGCCUCAAAUGGAGAGCAGCGUCUCGGACUCCAAGCUGGCACUGAACUGUGUCGUGAAAGACAAUUCGAAUGUGACGUCCAAGAAACCGCACCAGACUGAAAUUGACGCCUUCGCGGUACCCAAGGUGCCCGCUCGCAGCGUGGGAGUGUCCGAAUCCCACUACUCUCUCAAUUCACAAGUGCCUCACGAUGACUCCCUGCAGCAGGAAGUGCAACGAACAAUGUCAAUUACUAGUGAAAAUCAUUCGGAAGCCUUCUUUUCUGCAGACGAGGACAUGUUCCCGAGUCGAUCGUCAAGCUUGAAGCAUUCCUUCGGCAGUCGUCACAGUAACCCCAAAGAUAAAAGCUCCUUCGGCAUUAAUGACAUUACUAAUGAGAAAUGGACCAACUCGAUGCCUCGGUCUGAAGUCGGAGAUGGGCCUGCGGACACCAUAAGCAACUUGAGCACCGGCGCGCAGCCAGACUCCGAGAGUGGGUCGGUAUCGUCGACUUCCUUCAUCUCGGCAAUUUCUUCACAAGAGGACAUGACUUUAGUGAACUUGCACAUGCAAACUAACAAGCCUAUUGUAGAAUCUCCACUGCUUAUGGCGAGCUACAUGCAGAACUUGCCGCAGUACAAAUGCUCCAACUGGAACACCUGCUCGCUCCCAAGUGGCAGCGACGUGUUCACAUUGCCUCUAUUCAAGAGAGCUGACGACGGGACUCUUGUAUACGUUGGACAGAAAUACCUACCCAGUUUCGAGCAAGUCGGCAAGAUUAACAUCUUGAAGUUGAUUGCGAAAAAAGAAGGCCACAACAGUCAGAACCAGCACGGGCCGUACUCGAACUUGACGCCGCAUUUCAACAACCAAGUCAAAGCCCAUCCGUACCCACAGGGCUGGUGGGACGUCCAACAAAACGUCCAGGACAACCAAGAGAAUACCACCGAUAAGAGCACGACGUCGACAGCUACCACCACAAGCGACAGCAAAAACGGUUUGUUCGUAAAGUUAAAAGGAGAAAUCGAUAUUAUGUUAACGCCAUUAGUUCUGGAAAGCACCCAGAAGUUUGUUGAAUCACUGACACCCGUCUUAGCGAAUAUUCAUCCGAUUACGGUCAUCAACCAUUUACGUCUUCUUUGCAUUUCGUCCGUCGAAAGUGGUAACAUCUUGAAACAGAAGCAGUACAUCCAAAACUGGCUGCCGCAGAUGCAGGCCCGGAACCAAUCGAACGUGGUUUUCGAUAAAGAUGACAAAUGCAAGCUGGCGACCAUACCACACACGAACGUUUACGAAGAGACGAUCUGCGAACAGCUCCAGGCGACGGUGACCGUGCCCAAGGUCAACAUGGUCUUCAUCCAGUCGUCUGUUGUAGAGGAUAUGAUAUCGUUUUCUGCUUUGGAUAACAUCCAAGACUUGACAUGCGUGUCGUUGUUUGGCGUGUCUGUUGAGAAUAUAAUAGCCAAGUACGUCAGUUCCAAGAAGACCCUGGAGUCGGUGCAGUUGUAUUACAGACCUACUUUAAGAGCCUUGGGCAGCAAGAAAAGCUUUGGCAUAAUGAAGGGCCCCAGAUCGUUGAUAUCUGCACAGUCCUCGGGCUCGGGCAGAAAGAGAGGCCCUGAAAAGGGUGAACCGGUUCUCAUCGAGACUUCGCAGCAGCAAUGCGAAGAUACUACUAUCACAUUGAACGUUGGAAAAGUUCACGGUCAACUGCGUAGGAUCCGCAACGAAUCAUCGCAGCUCAAGGACGCGACUAUAACGGGUAUCCCGUGCCAACAUUCCAAAGUGUGCUUCAAGUUCAUCAGAGUUGAUUCAUGUGCUAAAGGCUGCGAGUCUAUGUGCUGUCAAAAUGGAGGAACAGAUACCCAGAAAGAGAACGCAAUCGGCUACAUCAUGUUCGAAUGUGGACUGGAAGGAACAUCCAUCAAAGUGUCCAAACACUCCCAGUCUCACAAACCCAACGAGGAGAAAAAACCUCCGCGAAACGACAACGAAAGCUGCCGCGAGUCCGUGAAAUCGGCCGAGGAGUUGAAACCUGACAAGGAGAAGACUACCAAAGGGCGGACUUCAGGAAUCGAAGAUCUUUUUAGGAAGAGAGAGUCGACCUCGAAGCCGAGCACGCCCAAUUUGGGGACGGCUCAACCGCCGCCCGUGCCGCCUGAGCCGUCCACGCCCGGACCCGACGAGCCGUCGAAUAAUGACAGCACCACUACCAUGGUGCCGGUCAAAGACAACGGGAACACGUCAUCGUGCGCUAUCGACUUGAAAGUGGUUUGGUUCAAUUUCGCAGCGCCGCCUCGGACGCCGAUAACAAAAAAGAUCGAUUAUACCAGACUGGACUGGAACCUGCUGAGCACGGCGUCACCGGCCAUCAACGCGUGGAUGAACCCGUGCAACCGGCUCGGCAUCCGCGUCGUGUCGCUGUACCGCGCCCACGCGCGCCGCCUCACCGCCACCGCCGCCAGCCUCAUGGCGGCCGCGCUUGACCUCGCACCACACCACACGCCGCCCAAGUCGCAGCACUCACCGCGCCGCCUCACCGCCACCGCCGCCAGCCUCAUGGCGGCCGCGCUCGACCUCGCGCCGCACCACACGCCGCCCAAGUCGCAGCACUCACCGCGCCGCCUCACCGCCACCGCCGCCAGCCUCAUGGCGGCCGCGCUCGACCUCGCGCCGCACCACACGCCGCCCAAGUCGCAGCACUCACCGCGCCGCCUCACCGCCACCGCCGCCAGCCUCAUGGCGGCCGCGCUCGACCUCGCGCCGCACCACACGCCGCCCAAGUCGCAGCACUCACCGCGCCGCCUCACCGCCACCGCCGCCAGCCUCAUGGCGGCCGCGCUCGACCUCGCGCCGCACCACACGCCGCCCAAGUCGCAGCACUCACCGCGCCGCCUCACCGCCACCGCCGCCAGCCUCAUGGCGGCCGCGCUCGACCUCGCGCCGCACCACACGCCGCCCAAGUCGCAGCACUCACCGCGCCGCCUCACCGCCACCGCCGCCAGCCUCAUGGCGGCCGCGCUCGACCUCGCGCCGCACCACACGCCGCCCAAGUCGCAGCACUCACCGCGCCGCCUCACCGCCACCGCCGCCAGCCUCAUGGCGGCCGCGCUCGACCUCGCGCCGCACCACACGCCGCCCAAGUCGCAGCACUCACCGCGCCGCCUCACCGCCACCGCCGCCAGCCUCAUGGCGGCCGCGCUCGACCUCGCGCCGCACCACACGCCGCCCAAGUCGCAGCACUCACCGCGCCGCCUCACCGCCACCGCCGCCAGCCUCAUGGCGGCCGCGCUCGACCUCGCGCCGCACCACACGCCGCCCAAGAGUCGCUACGGCCGCCACACGCCGAUGGCGAAGCAGCUUCGCGAGGAACCGUCGCUGCAGCUGUGCGGCGUGCUGCUGCGGCACGCGCUGCAGGCCGACGCCGCCGCGGUGCAGGCCGACCUCGCCGACCGGCACCUGCCCUCGCUGUCCACGCUGCGCCAGGGCGUGAUCGUGCUGAGCCGGCAGUGGAAGAACAUCCUGUACACGCCGCUGCUUUUGGAGCACAACUACAAGAGCAAGGUCAUGAAGCCGCUUAACGUCACCUUCGCGCUGCCCGACCUGCUCGAGGACUCUGUCGAGGGCUGGCAGGAGUAUCCCUUGGACAACGAGGCACUGGAUGAGAACUGCCUCCUUCUGAACAUGGACUCAGAUAAGAUCAACAUCCCCGCCCGCGGCGCGCCGAGCAGCCGCGCGAGCCUAGCGUUCCCCCCGCUGCCGUUCUCCGCGCGAAAGCCGCCAUUCACCGACGACGCCAUCGCUAACUACGGCACGCUGAAGGAGGACCUGCCGACGGUGGGCUCGAACCCGUCGCUGUACUCGCCGCACGACAGCGAUGAGAACCUCCGCAGCGACCGCGCGAGAGAAGACCUUUACCAGUGGAUGGCUAAGCAAGAGCCGAUCAAAGUGGAGCCAAAGAGCAAGAAGCCGAUCAUCCCGCCGUCCCGCAUGAACCCGCGGCCCGCGUCCAUGCCGGCGUGCAGCCUGUACCCGCUGCAGGGCUCGCUCAUGCUGCUGGACGCGCACCUCGUGUUCCAGCCCUUCCUGGCCGCGCUGGGCGUGUCUCCCAACCAGAUCACGCAAGGCGAGUCAAAGAAGAGCGGCGGCGAAGGCGGGUCGGGCUCGAGCGCGGCGGCGCCGGCGCUGGAGUCGCUGGGCUCGAUGCUGUCGCUGCUGGCGUGGGUGGACACCUUCCGCAUCGACAUCGUCGUCAGCGACCUCGCCGCGCGCGACCGCCGCCACCCGCAGCAGAAGGGCAAGGGCAACCCAUCAUACAUCGACAUCCCGUCCGAGACGCCAGCGUUCCUCUGCGAGAAGGUGUCGAUCGACGUGGACCUAAAGAAGGUGGCGGACAUGGCGGUGGACGACCUCAUCCAGCGGCAGAACGUUCUUUACAUCUCGCGCGGCCAGCUCAAGAAGCACAUCAGCACCGUCAUCAACUUCAACAUCAGCGUGCGGUUCAUCUCGCAGCAGGUGAACAUGCCUCUGCUGCGGCUGCUGCACCAGAUCAGCAACAUGUACCAGAACGUGAAGGACGCGCAGACAGAGCUGCGCUCGCAGACCAAGAGCCAGCACCGCCAGGACAAGCACACCUCCUCCUCGGUGUCAGACUUCAGAGAGAACCUAGUCAGCGUAACGUCUCUCGACAAGGAGUCCCAGUACAGUGCCUUGGACCCAAAGUGGGAGGUGGUCCAGCCGGCCCUCAGCACGGACUUAGGCCCAGUGACGCCGUCGCUCAGUCACCACAAGCUGAGCGUAGCGCAUGUAGGAGCGAGCCACACUCAGGCCCGGCCGCGGCCGCAGUCCUUUGCGCAGAAGUUAAGGUCUACGGGCAAGAGUGUUAAAGGGAAGCUGGGCUACAGCUCGCUGAACGAAGGCGCGCACACGCCGAUGUUCGCGGGCGCCGGCGCGUCGCCCGCACCGCCCACGCCGGCGCCCGACGGCAAGCUGGCGCCGCGCUGCUGGCGCACCGUGUACCUGCUGCUCGACCUCUACGCCAACAUGCCCGACGCAGAGACCAUCACGCACAGAUUCUCUGUGUCCCGAGAACUACCCGAGUCGUGCCGAGGCCGCGGAAGACCGAGCUCAAGAGAACAAAACGCCAGCAACUCGUCGUCGAGCGCGCAGCAUCCUUCGCUGGCAUUGGUUCUUGUUGGACGCGCCAGAAUCCACCGUACUCGUCUACUCGCUUCGCUAUCCGGGUUGAAGCUUGAAGCAGAGAUCACGUCGCUGCAGGCGUCGCUGUCGGCAUCGCGCUCGCGCCAGUGGUCGCUCACCGGCAACCUCGGCCGCACCACCAUCGUGCUGCUGGAGGGCCGCGCGCCCAACCACCAGACCGUAGUCCGUGUGAACGUGGGCAAGUCCCAGGCGCUGUACUCGUGGGAGGCGGGGCGGCCGGGCGCGGCGGCGCUGGCGUCGAUCGGCGGUGUUCGUGUGGACUUGCCGCAGCAUCCCGUGGCGCUGCACGGCGUCAUGACGCGCUCCAGCCGCCAGCUGUCCUCGACGCUACAGGAACUCGGCGUGACCCGCACGUCGUCCCGCCUGUCGCGCGGCAGCGAGGCGGCGCCGGCGGGUCCGGCGGGCGGGGCGGAGGACGAGGAGGCGCCGCGCGUGCCGCCGCCGCGCCCGCCGCCGCCACGCACCGCUGCCGACCCGCUGCUGCAUCCGCUGCAUCUGCAGUUCUCCAUCGAACUCGGCGUGACCCGCACGUCGUCCCGCCUGUCGCGCGGCAGCGAGGCGGCGGCGGCGGCGGGUCCGGCGGGCGGUGGCGAGGACGAGGAGGCGCCGCGCGUGCCGCCGCCGCGCCCGCCGCCGCCACGCACCGCUGCCGACCCGCUGCUGCACCCGCUGCAUCUGCAGUUCUCCAUCGUGCUGCAGAGCCUCAGCAUAACGGCGGCGCUGCUACCGUCGUUGCAAGCGCAGUACAAGAUGGAGCACGUGCACAGCUCAGGAGUCACGGGCACCAAGGCGCACUUCACCGUCGACUUGCCGCAGCACUCGCUCAGCUUCGUCACCAAGCUGCAGUACAAGAUGGAGCACGUGCACAGCUCGGGAGUGACGGGCACCAAGGCGCACUUCACCGUCGACCUGCCGCAGCACUCGCUCAGCUUCGUCACCAAGCUGCAGGCUCAGUACAAGAUGGAGCACGUGCACAGCUCGGGAGUGACGGGCACCAAGGCGCACUUCACCGUCGACCUGCCGCAGCACUCGCUCAGCUUCGUCACCAAGCUGCAGGCUCAGUACAAGAUGGAGCACGUGCACAGCUCGGGAGUGACGGGCACCAAGGCGCACUUCACCGUCGACCUGCCGCAGCACUCGCUCAGCUUCGUCACCAAGCUGCAGUACAAGAUGGAGCACGUGCACAGCUCGGGAGUGACGGGCACCAAGGCGCACUUCACCGUCGACCUGCCGCAGCACUCGCUCAGCUUCGUCACCAAGCUGCAGUACAAGAUGGAGCACGUGCACAGCUCGGGAGUGACGGGCACCAAGGCGCACUUCACCGUCGACCUGCCGCAGCACUCGCUCAGCUUCGUCACCAAGCUGCAGACAGCGGCGCUGCUGCCGUCCUUACAAGCGCAGUACAAGAUGGAGCACGUGCACAGCUCGGGAGUGACGGGCACCAAGGCGCACUUCACCGUCGACCUGCCGCAGCACUCGCUCAGCUUCGUCACCAAGCUGCAGAUGACCGAGGCCAAGCUCCCAGCUGCCGCAUCGGUGGCGCUCCCCGGCGUUCAAGUGCGGGCUCGCGUGGCUGAACACGCCGGAGCUUCUACCACGGGCCCCGCGGGCCCUGCUGCCGCCCCGGCGGGCCCCAGUACUGGCACCGCGGGCCCCGGCGACGCGGAAGGCGUGGUGUUGCGAGCCGGCCGCUACUUGGCCGCGACAGCUGACAUCGGCCUAUUUGAGCAUACGUUAUCAACCGAUCUGCUCAACCAUCUCGUCUUUGUGCAAAAAGUUUUCAUGAAGGAAGUAAAUGAAGUGGUCCAAAAAGUAUACGGAGGUGAAAAACCGGUCCCGCUAUGGAACGAGGAGGAGGCGUCUACCUCUGCCCUCAGCCGGAUUUUAUUCUCACUUAUUAUUAGGAUAAAGCGUAUCCAAUUGACCGCCACGACACCAAGUAACAGCGCCGUGCGGCUAGAAACGGGCGCAGUGGAGUUCGAGUUGUCCAAUCGGGUACAAAAUGUACCCCAGCCCGCUGAACCCCAUGGCCUACGAUUGUUCGCGAGAGCACAGGUGGACGUCAAUCUCAGUCUAGGCCAAUUAAUUCGCAAUGCUAUGUUUGAUGAAGCGGAACCAGAGUUUCAGCAAUACGCCUUCUUCAACACGAGAAUUGCCAUGCGUAACGCCUUCCAAGACGAGAUGGUAGCCGGCGAGGACAAGGAAGUGGUUCUGAUAAACCUGAAGCGGCCGCUGAUAUACAUCCAGCCCGUGGCCAUCGACAAGGCGAUUCUGGUGUGGCUUAACUACAAGAACGCUUAUGAAUACUGGAACGAAAAGAGGCUAAAUUUGAACAAAGAAGUGCUUACAGCGACGCAGCAGGUCUUCGAGAAGGUCCAAUUGACGUCUCAAAUAACGACACCGCACCUCAGCACCCUGUUCCUGCAGUUGAAUGUCGAUGAUAUUGGCAUCUGCUUACCUUUGAACCAACCGCCAAUGGCGUCGUGGGGCGGCGGCGGGCGCGGCUACGAGGCGGAAGGCCGCGGCGCGGUGGUGGUGACGCUAGAAAGCACCAGCGUGGGCGCCGUAAGCUCAGGCGCGCUGGUCAGCAAGGGCCGCUUCGUGGGGCUGUGCCUGCGCUUCGCCGACGACUUCGAGGCCUCGCUCGACGACUGGAAGCCCGACCCCGACGAGGCGUGCAUCAACGUGUGCAGCGUCUCUGAGGGCACCUACGAGGUGUGCAGCCGGACCGCUGCCGCCAAGAGGAACGAAAAUGCGAAAUGGUUCCUGAACGUUUCGUGGCAAAUGGAGGGAGUGGACAUUCACUUGGAUGUGAACGUCGGCAAGCAACUGUCCGCGCUCGGGCACACGCUCACAAUGCUCACAGGUUUCGAAGAAGAAGACCCCUUGAAAAUGGACUACGAAAGCGAUUUCGAUGAUGAAGCAGACAACAGUAAAGAUUCACAAGAAAGUAUAGUCCUCCGUCGCAAGUACACGGACCACCUGCCAGCGUUCGUAUUCGACACGAGCCUCGACGCCAAGAAGCGGUCUAAGCUCAUCGAGAAAGAAAUGAAUGAGCAAGCCAAGAUCAUCAACGACCUGCGUACGCUGGGCGCCUCCCACUCUACCAUAGAGUAUGAAAUGAAGAGGCUGCAUGAUUUGGAGGCGCUGGUGUUCAAGGACUUCAGGAGAGAUAUGAUCCAGAAGCUGCGUCGUCAAAGCGUGCGCGCGUCGUCGAUCACGAAGGGGAAGCUGGGGUUAGGUGGGCGCGUGCGCACGCUGCCGCCGCCUGAAGCGCCUGACUCGCCCCGCUCGCCUCUCUCGCCGCUCUCACCACGACGCGCUGAGCCACGUGACUCGCCUGACCGACGACAUUUCGACAAACCUUGCAGCCGCCGCCCGUGCAGCGCCAGAGCUCGCUGCCCGCGCACCCCGACCACUGGCCGCUGGACCUGGACGCCGUGCAGCUGCGCAGGAAGCCCGACAAGUGAGUACAGCGAGCUCAGCGGCUGCCACGUGAGCUCCUGCCAGUGCAGACCUUGCAGCCGCCGCCCGUGCAGCGCCAGAGCUCGCUGCCCGCGCACCCCGACCACUGGCCGCUGGACCUGGACGCCGUGCAGCUGCGCAGGAAGCCCGACAAGUGAGUACAGCGAGCUCAGCGGCUGCCACGUGAGCUCCUGCCAGUGCAGACCUUGCAGCCGCCGCCCGUGCAGCGCCAGAGCUCGCUGCCCGCGCACCCCGACCACUGGCCGCUGGACCUGGACGCCGUGCAGCUGCGCAGGAAGCCCGACAAGUGAGUACAGCGAGCUCAGCGGCUGCCACGUGAGCUCCUGCCAGUGCAGACCUUGCAGCCGCCGCCCGUGCAGCGCCAGAGCUCGCUGCCCGCGCACCCCGACCACUGGCCGCUGGACCUGGACGCCGUGCAGCUGCGCAGGAAGCCCGACAAGUGAGUACAGCGAGCUCAGCGGCUGCCACGUGAGCUCCUGCCAGUGCAGACCUUGCAGCCGCCGCCCGUGCAGCGCCAGAGCUCGCUGCCCGCGCACCCCGACCACUGGCCGCUGGACCUGGACGCCGUGCAGCUGCGCAGGAAGCCCGACAAGUGAGUACAGCGAGCUCAGCGGCUGCCACGUGAGCUCCUGCCAGUGCAGACCUUGCAGCCGCCGCCCGUGCAGCGCCAGAGCUCGCUGCCCGCGCACCCCGACCACUGGCCGCUGGACCUGGACGCCGUGCAGCUGCGCAGGAAGCCCGACAAGUGAGUACAGCGAGCUCAGCGGCUGCCACGUGAGCUCCUGCCAGUGCAGACCUUGCAGCCGCCGCCCGUGCAGCGCCAGAGCUCGCUGCCCGCGCACCCCGACCACUGGCCGCUGGACCUGGACGCCGUGCAGCUGCGCAGGAAGCCCGACAAGUGAGUACAGCGAGCUCAGCGGCUGCCACGUGAGCUCCUGCCAGUGCAGACCUUGCAGCCGCCGCCCGUGCAGCGCCAGAGCUCGCUGCCCGCGCACCCCGACCACUGGCCGCUGGACCUGGACGCCGUGCAGCUGCGCAGGAAGCCCGACAAGUGAGUACAGCGAGCUCAGCGGCUGCCACGUGAGCUCCUGCCAGUGCAGACCUUGCAGCCGCCGCCCGUGCAGCGCCAGAGCUCGCUGCCCGCGCACCCCGACCACUGGCCGCUGGACCUGGACGCCGUGCAGCUGCGCAGGAAGCCCGACAAGUGAGUACAGCGAGCUCAGCGGCUGCCACGUGAGCUCCUGCCAGUGCAGACCUUGCAGCCGCCGCCCGUGCAGCGCCAGAGCUCGCUGCCCGCGCACCCCGACCACUGGCCGCUGGACCUGGACGCCGUGCAGCUGCGCAGGAAGCCCGACAAGUGAGUACAGCGAGCUCAGCGGCUGCCACGUGAGCUCCUGCCAGUGCAGACCUUGCAGCCGCCGCCCGUGCAGCGCCAGAGCUCGCUGCCCGCGCACCCCGACCACUGGCCGCUGGACCUGGACGCCGUGCAGCUGCGCAGGAAGCCCGACAAGUGAGUACAGCGAGCUCAGCGGCUGCCACGUGAGCUCCUGCCAGUGCAGACCUUGCAGCCGCCGCCCGUGCAGCGCCAGAGCUCGCUGCCCGCGCACCCCGACCACUGGCCGCUGGACCUGGACGCCGUGCAGCUGCGCAGGAAGCCCGACAAUGCAGACCUUGCAGCCGCCGCCCGUGCAGCGCCAGAGCUCGCUGCCCGCGCACCCCGACCACUGGCCGCUGGACCUGGACGCCGUGCAGCUGCGCAGGAAGCCCGACAACUUGCCAUCAUCGGAGGGACAGAGUUCAGAGGGCAAACAGAAUAAGUCAAAAACAGCUGAACCCAACAUUGACUUCGAAUUGGACGUCAAAGUGCAUAUCAAUAGUGGGAAGUGUGUUUUGCACACAAAGGAGCCUUCUCGGGAAGAUAUGAACAUCAGCGGGUCUCGUAUGCGCGUGGGCCGAUCGGCGUCCGGCGGGCUGUCGGAGCCGGCGGCGGCGGCGGGCGCGACUUCCGGCGGCGCGGCGGGCGGUUCGCCGCCGGGCGCACGCCGGAAAGCGCCGCAGCACGUGCCGCGACACCAGCCCAGCCUUGAUCUCACUGUGUUCCGCAUGCCUGGGUUGGAUCUUAAGGUCCACUACGAAUCCAAGACCCUCCCCGAGGAAGCCACGUCGCCGCAAAUAAGCGGAGUUCCACGCAAGGUGGCCACGAAAAAGGCGGCGCUGUUCGCCUGGAUCACGCUGCAGAGCAUCCCCGAGGAAACCAUCAUCAGCCCGCACAUCCUGGAGUUCCUGGAGCAGACCCUCGAGCCGAUACCCACCAAGUCGUUUUCGACGCCUACCCCGGAAGCGGAGAGCGGGUCGCGCUCGCGCUCGGCGGAGGGCGCGUCGUACGGGCAGUACGUGUACGCGUCGUUCCCCGUGGACGUCAUCGUGCACUUCCACAUGCAGCCGUCCACCUUCCGCUUCUCGUGCCUGCCCGCGUCGCGCGUCGAGUGCCUGCUGCAGCUGCCCAGCCUGCAGAUCGUGUUUAGCUCCAAGCGAGCCGGCGACGAGGAAAUGUCAGAACCAGCAGUAGCAAUGGGCGGUCUAUCCGUGACCGGCUGCCUGGCCGACUUCUCCGUGUACGUGUUCCACCCGUACGGCGGCAAGAAGUCCAGCCUGAAGGAGGCGCAGUGGUCGCCGCUGUCCGACUCCGAGCGCAAAGACUCGCUCAGCAUCAACGUCGAGUUUGUCAAGUUCCAUCUAUCGCGGUCCAGGAAGCUAGACUUUCACUCCGAUCAGGACCAGUCGAAGGCUACUGACCAGUCGAAGGCUACUGUGCGCUUUUCGACGAUCGUGGACGUGGGCUCGGCGUGGUUCAAGUACGACAUGCGGCGGCUGAGCGAGAUCCUGGCGUUCCCGAAGGCGUGGUACCGCCGCACCAUCGUGCGCCGCAUGUUCCUCGGGGACCUCAGCGUCAACAACCAGCAGCCCACGCCCAGCACAAGCGCCAAUGUGCCCGUAUCGCCGGUGCUGCCCCAGAGAGAGAAAACAAAGACUGUAGAUUCACAAAAACCCAAAGCCGACAGCCGGGCGGCUAGUGCUGGCGCGGGCGCGGGCGCGGGUGCGCCGCCGUCGUGGGAGACGCUGGUGCUGUUCGCCGUCAACUUCACGCGCCUCAACGUCCACAUGAACAUGGGCAACGUCAUGGGCAACGUCAGCUGGCAGAGCCGCGACUUCCGCUGCUCCGGACGGCUCAGCAUCGGCAGCAGCGGGCGCCGCAACAUGCUGCUGGGCGUGGCGCUGGCCGGCUCGGCGCUGGACGCGCGCGGCGGCAUCGUGGGCGGCGCCAUCACGCUCGCGCACAUCGACACCUACGUGCACAUCGAGGAGGAGCCGGGCUGCAGCCCGGGGCACGUGUGCGGCGUGCGGCUGGCGGCGCUGGAGCUGCGGCUGGAGUACAUGGGCACGCCCGUGCUGCUGGCGCGCGUGUCGGCGCUGCGGGCCGCGCUGCGCGACCACUGGCACGAGCGACCACCCGCGCUCAAGUACACUCGCCUUCUCACUCGCUCCCUACGUCUGCCCGUGCGGCCGGCGGCGCUGGAGCUGCGGCUGGAGUACAUGGGCACGCCCGUGCUGCUGGCGCGCGUGUCGGCGCUGCGGGCCGCGCUGCGCGACCACUGGCACGAGCGACCACCCGCGCUCAAGUACACUCGCCUUCUCACUCGCUCCCUACGUCUGCCCGUGCGGCCGGCGGCGCUGGAGCUGCGGCUGGAGUACAUGGGCACGCCCGUGCUGCUGGCGCGCGUGUCGGCGCUGCGGGCCGCGCUGCGCGACCACUGGCACGAGCGACCACCCGCGCUCAAGUACACUCGCCUUCUCACUCGCUCCCUACGUCUGCCCGUGCGGCCGGCGGCGCUGGAGCUGCGGCUGGAGUACAUGGGCACGCCCGUGCUGCUGGCGCGCGUGUCGGCGCUGCGGGCCGCGCUGCGCGACCACUGGCACGAGCGACCACCCGCGCUCAAGUACACUCGCCUUCUCACUCGCUCCCUACGUCUGCCCGUGCGGCCGGCGGCGCUGGAGCUGCGGCUGGAGUACAUGGGCACGCCCGUGCUGCUGGCGCGCGUGUCGGCGCUGCGGGCCGCGCUGCGCGACCACUGGCACGAGCGACCACCCGCGCUCAAGUACACUCGCCUUCUCACUCGCUCCCUACGUCUGCCCGUGCGGCCGGCGGCGCUGGAGCUGCGGCUGGAGUACAUGGGCACGCCCGUGCUGCUGGCGCGCGUGUCGGCGCUGCGGGCCGCGCUGCGCGACCACUGGCACGAGCGACCACCCGCGCUCAAGUACACUCGCCUUCUCACUCGCUCCCUACGUCUGCCCGUGCGGCCGGCGGCGCUGGAGCUGCGGCUGGAGUACAUGGGCACGCCCGUGCUGCUGGCGCGCGUGUCGGCGCUGCGGGCCGCGCUGCGCGACCACUGGCACGAGCGACCACCCGCGCUCAAGUACACUCGCCUUCUCACUCGCUCCCUACGUCUGCCCGUGCGGCCGGCGGCGCUGGAGCUGCGGCUGGAGUACAUGGGCACGCCCGUGCUGCUGGCGCGCGUGUCGGCGCUGCGGGCCGCGCUGCGCGACCACUGGCACGAGCGACCACCCGCGCUCAAGUACACUCGCCUUCUCACUCGCUCCCUACGUCUGCCCGUGCGGCCGGCGGCGCUGGAGCUGCGGCUGGAGUACAUGGGCACGCCCGUGCUGCUGGCGCGCGUGUCGGCGCUGCGGGCCGCGCUGCGCGACCACUGGCACGAGCGACCACCCGCGCUCAAGUACACUCGCCUUCUCACUCGCUCCCUACGUCUGCCCGUGCGGCCGGCGGCGCUGGAGCUGCGGCUGGAGUACAUGGGCACGCCCGUGCUGCUGGCGCGCGUGUCGGCGCUGCGGGCCGCGCUGCGCGACCACUGGCACGAGCGACCACCCGCGCUCAAGUACACUCGCCUUCUCACUCGCUCCCUACGUCUGCCCGUGCGGCCGGCGGCGCUGGAGCUGCGGCUGGAGUACAUGGGCACGCCCGUGCUGCUGGCGCGCGUGUCGGCGCUGCGGGCCGCGCUGCGCGACCACUGGCACGAGCGACCACCCGCGCUCAAGUACACUCGCCUUCUCACUCGCUCCCUACGUCUGCCCGUGCGGCCGGCGGCGCUGGAGCUGCGGCUGGAGUACAUGGGCACGCCCGUGCUGCUGGCGCGCGUGUCGGCGCUGCGGGCCGCGCUGCGCGACCACUGGCACGAGCGACCACCCGCGCUCAAGUACACUCGCCUUCUCACUCGCUCCCUACGUCUGCCCGUGCGGCCGGCGGCGCUGGAGCUGCGGCUGGAGUACAUGGGCACGCCCGUGCUGCUGGCGCGCGUGUCGGCGCUGCGGGCCGCGCUGCGCGACCACUGGCACGAGCGACCACCCGCGCUCAAGUACACUCGCCUUCUCACUCGCUUCCUACGUCUGCCCGUGCGGCCGGCGGCGCUGGAGCUGCGGCUGGAGUACAUGGGCACGCCCGUGCUGCUGGCGCGCGUGUCGGCGCUGCGGGCCGCGCUGCGCGACCACUGGCACGAGCGACCACCCGCGCUCAAGUACACUCGCCUUCUCACUCGCUCCCUACGUCUGCCCGUGCGGCCGGCGGCGCUGGAGCUGCGGCUGGAGUACAUGGGCACGCCCGUGCUGCUGGCGCGCGUGUCGGCGCUGCGGGCCGCGCUGCGCGACCACUGGCACGAGCGACCACCCGCGCUCAAGUACACUCGCCUUCUCACUCGCUCCCUACGUCUGCCCGUGCGGCCGGCGGCGCUGGAGCUGCGGCUGGAGUACAUGGGCACGCCCGUGCUGCUGGCGCGCGUGUCGGCGCUGCGGGCCGCGCUGCGCGACCACUGGCACGAGCGACCACCCGCGCUCAAGUACACUCGCCUUCUCACUCGCUCCCUACGUCUGCCCGUGCGGCCGGCGGCGCUGGAGCUGCGGCUGGAGUACAUGGGCACGCCCGUGCUGCUGGCGCGCGUGUCGGCGCUGCGGGCCGCGCUGCGCGACCACUGGCACGAGCGACCACCCGCGCUCAAGUACACUCGCCUUCUCACUCGCUCCCUACGUCUGCCCGUGCGGCCGGCGGCGCUGGAGCUGCGGCUGGAGUACAUGGGCACGCCCGUGCUGCUGGCGCGCGUGUCGGCGCUGCGGGCCGCGCUGCGCGACCACUGGCACGAGCGACCACCCGCGCUCAAGUACACUCGCCUUCUCACUCGCUUCCUACGUCUGCCCGUGCGGCCGGCGGCGCUGGAGCUGCGGCUGGAGUACAUGGGCACGCCCGUGCUGCUGGCGCGCGUGUCGGCGCUGCGGGCCGCGCUGCGCGACCACUGGCACGAGCGACCACCCGCGCUCAAGUACACUCGCCUUCUCACUCGCUUCCUACGUCUGCCCGUGCGGCCGGCGGCGCUGGAGCUGCGGCUGGAGUACAUGGGCACGCCCGUGCUGCGUAUACUUGCCUUCUUACUUGCUUCCUUCCUUUUAGACUCUGCUGGACAUAGGCCUCUUUUUAUAUUCACAACGAGAAAGCUCUUGGCCUGUAUCUCACCUGAUGGUAAGCCAGCGAUCAUCCUAACCCACGGCACGCUGAGCUGGCAGCAGCUGCAGAUCGUGAUGAGCCGCAGCACCACGCCGGACCUGCUGAAGAUGCAGCUGAAGCUCGAGGAGUUCUUCACGCAGCAGUUCAAGUCCAGCAAGCGAGUGUUCAGCUCGCUGCAUCCUAACUACACCAGGACUAGGCGCGAGCCUCAACCACCGACACUGACCACGGCCGCCGCGCCCGGGACCGGCGCCGGCGCCGAGCCCGCGCCGCAAGCGGAGCUGCGCCACCACCGGCACUGGCAGCGCGUCCUGCAACUAGUGUCCGGCAUGCACCCCUCCACGCUGCCGGCGCCGCUGCCCGCCACCGGUACGUAUUGUAUUACCACCGACACUGACCACGGCCGCCGCGCCCGGCACCGGCGCCGGCGCCGAGCCCGCGCCUGUCCGGCAUGCAUCCUUCUACGCUGCCGGCGCCGCUGCCCGCCACCGGUACGUAUUGUAUUACCACCGACACUGACCACGGCCGCCGCGCCCGGCACCGGCGCCGGCGCCGAGCCCGCGCCGCAAGCGGAGCUGCGCCACCACCGGCACUGGCAGCGCGUCCUGCAACUAGUGUCCGGCAUGCAUCCUUCUACGCUGCCGGCGCCGCUGCCCGCCACCGGCACGGUGCUGGGCGGCACGAUGGAGUUGCACGGCACCAACGUGUCGCUGGCGUGCUUCCACGGCAACAGCUUCAAGGCCAAGUCCUGGGCGCUGUUCAGCCUCAAGGACCCUUGCAUCAGCUUCGCUACGGAAGCGCAGCAGAUUGCGGACGAGGAAGGUGAACUGGACGUGCACGUGGUGCAGAGCCUGACGGCGAGCCUGGGGUCGGGCGGCGGCGGCGCGGGCGGCCACCAGUCCAUGGCCACGGUGUGCCGCAUGACGCGCGCGCUGCUGUUCCCGCCGCAGUUCAAGACGCUGCGCGAAUGGUUCCAUUACGCCUUCGCCAACAGCGAGAUCGACGCAAUCGAGCUGUUCCCAUCCUUGGAGCGCGAAACGGGCGGCGGUGGCGGCGGCGGCGGCUCCGGCAGCGUGGAGCGUGAUCGCGAGCGCGAUCGCGAGCGGGAGCGCGAGCGCAAGCCGGGCGGCGACGCGCACGUGCGCGAGGUGAUCUUCGCGCUGCCCGCGCUGCAGCUGCACCUGCGCACGCAGCACCUGCAGCGCCCGCGCCCGCCCAGCGAGCACGGUCGCGAGCCGGGCGGCGACGCGCACGUGCGCGAGGUGAUCUUCGCGCUGCCCGCGCUGCAGCUGCACCUGCGCACGCAGCACCUGCAGCGCCCGCGCCCGCCCAGCGAGCACGAUGAGAAGCCGGUAGUAGAAUGCAGUUUCAUCACGGAGUUCGAAGACCACAUCUUCGUGUCGGUGGACGCCGAGGCGUUCCUGUUCCUCCACGAUCUCAUAUCUUCAUACAUCAAGGAGAAGGAUAGACUGAUGCCGGGCGGCGCGCGCGCGGCUUGGGGCGAGAACGCGGCGCGGCGCGCGGAGGGCCCGCCGCAGGACUACCGCGACUACCGCUGCGUCACCUGGCACCUCGAGCCCACCGUGCGGUGCUCAGAUGCCGCGUGGGGCGAGGGCGCGCGGAGGGCCCGCCGCAGGACUACCGCGACUACCGCUGCGUCACCUGGCACCUCGAGCCCACCGUGCGGUGAGUCGCACACUACCUUAGUGCUCAGAUGCCGCGUGGGGCGAGGGCGCGCGGAGGGCCCGCCGCAGGACUACCGCGACUACCGCUGCGUCACCUGGCACCUCGAGCCCACCGUGCGCCCACCGUGCGGUGAGUCGCACACUACCUUAGUGCUCAGAUGCCGCGUGGGGCGAGGGCGCGCGGAGGGCCCGCCGCAGGACUACCGCGACUACCGCUGCGUCACCUGGCACCUCGAGCCCACCGUGCGCCCACCGUGCGGUGAGUCGCACACUACCUUAGUGCUCAGAUGCCGCGUGGGGCGAGGGCGCGCGGAGGGCCCGCCGCAGGACUACCGCGACUACCGCUGCGUCACCUGGCACCUCGAGCCCACCGUGCGCCCACCGUGCGGUGAGUCGCACACUACCUUAGUGCUCAGAUGCCGCGUGGGGCGAGGGCGCGCGGAGGGCCCGCCGCAGGACUACCGCGACUACCGCUGCGUCACCUGGCACCUCGAGCCCACCGUGCGGUUGCUCUCGUGGGCGGGCAAGUCCAUCGAGCCGUACGGCGUGGACUACAUCCUGCAGAAGCUGGGCUUCCGGCACGCUCGCACCACCAUCCCCAAGUGGCUUCAACGCGGCGCGCUCGAUCCGCUCGACACGUUGCUCGCGCUCGCGCUGCGCCGCCUCGUCGCGCUCGUGCCCAGCAAGUGAUAACAAUGCACCACCUGCCCAGCAUGCCCAGCAAGUGAUAACAAGUAUGGACUUUCAAUACUCAAUGUAUUCCGUUAGCGUGUAACGCGCGCACCACCAUACCCAAGUGGCUUCAACGCGGCGCGCUCGAUCCGCUCGACACGUUGCUCGCGCUCGCGCUGCGCCGCCUCGUCGCGCUCGUGCCCAGCAAGUGAUAACAAUGCACCACCUGCCCAGCAUGCCCAGCAAGUGAUAACAAGUAUGGACUUUCAAUACUCAAUGUAUUCCGUUAGCGUGUAACGCGCGCACCACCAUACCCAAGUGGCUUCAACGCGGCGCGCUCGAUCCGCUCGACACGUUGCUCGCGCUCGCGCUGCGCCGCCUCGUCGCGCUCGUGCCCAGCAAGUGAUAACAAUGCACCACCUGCCCAGCAUGCCCAGCAAGUGAUAACAAGUAUGGACUUUCAAUACUCGGAGAUGUAGCCUAGUGUGUGUUGAAACCAUAAAGUUAACAUUCCUUCGGAAUAGAGCAACAACCACGAGCUGUCAAACGAAAUCGAUUCAGGAUGGAUGACACUGGAUGUCAUUGGUGUGUCAGUGGUCAGAAUUAUUUCACUGUUGUAACAAAUCAAUCACUGAACCCGUCACCACGUUUCUCAAGCACUAUUUCUCAUAAACAUCCACCAUUUCACUCACGUAAAAUCUUAAAAAAUCAGAGCUCAUAUUUUUAGCGUGCCAAUGAACUGCCAAAUAGUUGCAAAACGGCGACGGCAUCACACAUCUCUUUUUAUCACACAGUGUUGCUGCUGGUGACAUCUCGCUAGCUCAGUUCUUUGUUGCUCUAUUCCAAAGGAAUAUUAACUUUAUAGUUGAAACUCUAUUCCAAAGGAAUAUUAACUUUAUAGUUGAAACUCUAUUCCAAAGGAAUAUUAACUUUAUAGUUGAAACCGGGCAAUACGUUGCGUUUAAGGCGAACAGCUAUGACACCAUAUUCUAGAUAUUCUCAUGAUCUGUGCUCUCCGUAAAACCCCUUGUGACUGCUGCACGACGUAAGCGCAACGUUCGGUAGUCUGACCUUUCACGACACGACGAAAGUCAUAUAAAUUCGUGCUCGUUCACUCUGGCUGUAACUUUAACACGUGCGCGUAUACAUACAUACCUUUCCAACUUGUAGCUCGGUUGAGAUGAGACGCUAUAACGAUUGCUUUAUUCAAUGGCACGAAAACUAGCGCGUUAACGGCUGGGCCACACACAUCGCGAUAACAUUCGGGCGACAGCCGAGCGAAGUUCUUGCGAUUAUGCAAAAUAGCACCGAAGUAUACGCGAAUACUUGGCUACACAUAACGCGAUAACGUGAAUAUUCGGGUUAUCGUGAUGAGUGCGGCCGAGGCAUAACACGAAUAGUUACCGUGAUUAUACCUUUAUCCUUAAAUGGCGAAGGUAUUCCGUUAACCACUUGACGUCUUCUUACUUUGGUUCGUAAUUAAUUAUAUCUAUGAGAUGACUUUUUCGUAUUCGAUUCUGAAAACAACACUGCCACCAAUGUUCUACUCAGUUGUGGCUAUCACAAUGUUUUAUAAUUUCAUGUAGCAGUGACAAAACUAGAUGGACUGAAAGCUUCAAUUAUUUCUACAACUUUCAAGUACGAAUACUCGGGUUUGACAUAUUUACUUACAUGGUAAUUUAUAAACGUAGGUAAAUAAAAAUGUAUCACUUUAAUGAGUACGAUAUUUUAAUACGAGUUAAUUAAUUUUGAUUGUCUUUCACUGGCCAAAGGAUUUCGUACGUUGGUAUACUGUUGAUUGAAAGAUAAUCGAAAAUUUGGCAGAAGAGACCUAAAUUCUAAAACAGAAUCAUAAAACUAAACGGAUUACGAUAGAUUAUCAGUAGCAAAAAGUUAGGAAUAGGUCUUGACAGAUAUUGUCAUACAGUAAUAGGCGUGCGUGCCCGAUCGAAUAUGAAUUUUAAUAUGACAAUUGAGAACAAAGAUAAUGAAUAGAUUGUUGUUACUCACUCGGACUCUUGUAUUGUUUGUUCAUCUCAAAAGACUAUUACAGACUUUAAUGAGUUUACAUUCGAAAUGCUCUACAGUUGCAUUAUUCUGAUCGGAAGCAAAGUACAAUUUUAUUCUAGCGUUUACUUUAAAAAAAACUAACAGUUUGUACUUUAGACUAUUUCAGUCUUCUCACUUUUGAGUAUUUUUACAGUAUUAAACGACAAACAUCUUCACUUUACUUUGAUGCUUCACGAUGCAAUGUAUACUCUUGACAACAUACAUAUUCUGCAUUAUACGAUCGCGAUAGUAAAAUCGACGAAUAGAAUGACAGCAUCCCGCAUCGUCGACAUAGGCUAGGUAGACAGAGACCAUAUCUAUUAGUCACCUAUUGUGCAUGUGAUAAGACUUGGGCUUGCUGCAUUCAUUGGGAAAAGCCAAAAUUAGAUACCCGGCGCCGGCGGCAAUUUCUAAAUACAUUUUAUAAAUCUUAACUAUAUCAAUCUGCUGUAUGUCGCCGGCGUUGGAAUCCAACCAUUAUCAUCGUAGCACAACAGUGCUGUAGUGGGCCAAUCAGCCCAUAAAUAAACGUGUAUUUUAUUGUUUUAUAAUCAAUGCCUGAUAAUUAUUUAUUAAGAAUUCUAUUAUUAUCUCGUUAGUUCCUUUUGUGCACUGAGUUAUUAUCAUCGUAAUAUUAUAAUUCCAAUUACUUUGAUAUUAUUAAUGUUUUAUUUGUAGUAAUGGAUAGGGUGUCUAUUUUAUACGACUUGCAUGAUUGCAUGAAAUUAUAAUUAUUUGUCUUUAUGACAGUUUAUAACGAAAACGGGAAAUGGGGAGUUGAAAUGGGAUGGGAGAAUUAUGGUUAUGGAUGUGAAGUGAUAUUUUGAACAUACAAAACACAGUUUCAACCCUACACAAACGUCGAAGCCGCGUUACUUAUUAUUUAAAUAUUUAUAUGCAUAAACUACGGCUGCGGUGUUUGGCUAGGGAGGGAAUAGAUCGCUUAUCGAGAUUAAAAUAUAAAGUUGAUUUUACGUUUAGAUGUUCUGUGAUUUAUUAUUGUUAGAUAAAUGUUAAUACCAAAUUAAGCGGAUUUCGUGCUGUCCCAGUUAUGUACCUUUUGAAAACAGCUUUAAAUUAUUCGGAAUAAUAACACAUCAUGGGUGCUACCUAUCCAGUACUGUUUUCUUGAAUUUUUUUAAGGAUACACAACCAACCAGUUUUAUAGAAACAUAGAAUUGUAAUAAUUGUUGUAGAUAAAAAUUUGCGCCUACAUUCCUCCGAAAAUAUUUCAUAAUUACAUAGCCAAUAAACUAACUCUUCGAAUAAGUAGUAAAUUCUGUAUGUCACCGAAAAUUAAUAUUAGAGAAAUGACCUGUUGUUGGCGAUAAAUAGUGAAUUUGAAAUGUUUAAUAUUAUUACCAGUUGUGUUGCAACUGUAGUGUAUUAUUUUGUACAUUGCUAUGUAAAAUGAGAAUUAUUGUAUUUAUAAUGUAGUGGGCUUUCUUAUAAUGUGUACUGAUUAUAUUCGUAUAUUUUAUUAUGAGAAAUGAUGAUUUGUACAUAAUGAAAGUGAUAUGUAUAUGAAUAAAGGAAUUUAGAAAUUUUA
This is a messenger RNA of Ostrinia nubilalis (European corn borer), 25196 nucleotides long. RefSeq names its product bridge-like lipid transfer protein family member 1 (gene tweek). Gene Ontology annotation, biological process: synaptic vesicle endocytosis. The coding region runs from base 155 to 21616 and encodes 7153 amino acids. The record is from RefSeq and is a predicted model, not a curated record. The transcript is spliced from 77 exons. Lineage: Eukaryota; Metazoa; Arthropoda; Insecta; Lepidoptera; Crambidae.